This is a messenger RNA of Impatiens glandulifera, 1217 nucleotides long. Its product is annotated as binding partner of ACD11 1-like. NCBI's taxonomy places the organism in Eukaryota, Viridiplantae, Streptophyta, Magnoliopsida, Ericales, Balsaminaceae. The transcript is spliced from 6 exons. Gene Ontology annotation, molecular function: RNA binding. The record is from RefSeq and is a predicted model, not a curated record. The coding region runs from base 218 to 1066 and encodes 282 amino acids.
ACGACGCCUACGCCGGCGUCUUUCCUCUUCUCUCUCUACAGAAUCAUUCGUAUAUCUCUUUCCGUAUAGAUAUUCAUCCACCAUUUGGAUCUCUCUCGUUUUCAUAAUUGACGGUGCCGCAAUUCCUUCUCCGACCGAUUCUUUCUACCUCUCUCCCUGUCUGCAUUCACAUUCACAUUCAAUCCGAAGAUCUUCCUUCCGAUCUUUUGUUUCUCAAAUGUCGAUUAGAACAACCAAAGUGGACAAUGUUUCUUUAGGUGCAACUCUACAAGACAUUCAAGAGUUCUUUUCUUUUUCUGGGGAUAUUGAAUAUGUGGAAUUCAAAAGUGACACUGAGCGGUCCCAAACCGCAUAUGUUACUUUCAAGGACUCACAAGGUGCAGAAACUGCUGUCUUACUUUCGGGAGCAACAAUUGUCGAUCAAUCCGUCACAGUAACUCUAGAUCCCGAUUACCAACUUCCGCCAGCUGCUAUACCACCAACACCUCCGAAAACUGAGGACAGUGAGAACUCCGCAUUAUAUAAAGCAGAGGACGUAGUAACAACAAUGCUAGCCAAAGGUUACAUCUUAGGAAAAGACGCCGCCAACAAAGCGAAAUCUUUUGACGAAAAGCUCCAACUAACUUCCACUGCCUCUGCAACCGUUGUAUCUUUAGACAAGAGAAUCGGUCUGAGCGAGAAAAUAUGCAUGGGAACGGCCGUUGUGAAUGAGAAAGUUCGAGAGGUGGAUCAGAAACUUUUGGUUUCGGAGAAAGCGAAAACUGCAUUCGCAGUGGCUGAGCAGACUGUGAGUAGCGCUGGAUCAGCGAUUAUGAAGAACAGGUAUGUGAUGACUGGAGCGACAUGGGUGGCGGGGGCAUUUAGUAGAGUUGCACAAGCGGCGGAGGAAAUUGGACAGCACACGAAGGAGAAAGUUGGGAAGGCGGAAGACGAGGAGAGGAGGAAAAUGGUGGAUGAUUUCGCGAAAGUUCACUUAGCCGAGACACCUAAGGGAUCAGAAUCGGAGUCGGAUGGGACUCGUGGUUUGGAUUUCAAACCUGCAACUACUCAAAGUUUGGUUCUAUAAGAGUUUUGAUUCGGGUAAAGAUACUUUGAUCACUUACUUCUUGAUUGCAGUUUGAAAUUGUUUUAUGUUUAUUUCUUCUUGUUUUAGAAUAUAAAGUUUGGUUGUGUUAAAGAAAAAAUUAAAUAGAGAAAUGAUAAUAACAUAUACAUGA